AUGUUAGAGGAAUCUAAACUAUAUAUUGUUACUGAUGAUACAAAUCAAUAUUUAAUACAUAAUAUACUUUUAAAAUUAGAUCCAACCAUAUCAUCUAGAGAUUUUCCAAUAUUAAUGUCUAUUGAUACAAAAUAUUAUAAAGCCAAUAUAAACGUAGAAAAUAUUCCUAUUGAUAAAUUUGAACCUGAAAAGGUCAAAGAGAUGGAUGCUCUAUUAAUUAUUGUCUCAAAAACUAUAUAUUUAUCUACAUUAUUAACCAAAUUAAAACUAUAUAAAGAUUAUGAUAUUACAAAACUUUGUUGUAUAACUUCAUUAAUAAAUCCCGAAAUAUCUUAUGAAAUAAAAUCACAAUGCAUAGAUUCAUCUAUUGAACUAAUCUUAAUUUCCUCAAAAGAUAGUAAUUGUCAAUAUGUAUAUAACUUAGAAAGUGGUAUAAAUAGAAUUGUUGAAUCUAUUACUUGUACUAUGUGGAGUAAUUUACAACUUAAGAAACAUAAUAUAAAUUCAGACAACUAUUUAGAAGAAGAUCCAGAAGAAGGAGAUUCAGAAGAAAUAUAUGAUCUUAGUCAAUUUGACUCUUUAAUGUAUAAAAUUACAGAUUUACGUUCAAAGUGUCAUAAUUUAAGUGAUGAUGAAAGGAGAAGGAAUGCAACAGAUAUUGUAUUAGAAUUAAUAAAACAAUUCAACAUAAACAAUAUAAAUGUUAAUUAG
Molecule: messenger RNA, 711 nt
Organism: Cryptosporidium muris RN66
Lineage: Eukaryota; Apicomplexa; Conoidasida; Eucoccidiorida; Cryptosporidiidae
Exons: 1
Coding region: 1-711 (236 amino acids)
Source: RefSeq, a predicted model, not a curated record